AUGCAGCCAGAACUGAAGGCGGGGGACGGUCCAAUCGGCAUUAUUUGUGCGCCUACUCGUGAGUUGGCUCUUCAGAUCUACUCCGAGGCCAAGAAAGUGGCCAAGAUCUACAACCUGACAGUUAUCUGUGCCUAUGGUGGCGGCAGCCUCUGGGAACAACAGAAGGCUUGCGAGGCUGGCUGUGAAUUACUAGUCUGCACACCGGGUCGUCUGAUUGACUUAGUAAAGAAAAAGUCCACAAACCUGCGCAGAACCACUUUCCUCGUCUUUGACGAAGCUGACAAAAUGUUCAACCUUGGAUUCGAACCGCAAGUUCGCUCUAUUGCCAACCACGUGCGUCCAGAUCGGCAGGCCCUCCUUUUCAGUGCUACCUUUAAGAGAAAAAUUGAACAAUUGGCUCGUGACAUCCUCACAGACCCCGUUCGCAUAGUACAGGGUGAAGUCGGUGAGGCCAAUGAGGACAUCACCCAAAUUGUGCACGUUUUUGACAAGUGGGAUGACAAAUGGCUUUGGUUAACUGCAAAUUUAGUCAAGUUCACGUCAGAGGGAAGUGUCCUCAUCUUCGUAACCCGAAAGGCUCACGCCGAAGAGGUCGCGCAGAAGCUGAAGGCCCGUGAUUUUAAGGUCCUCCUCAUACAUGGCGACAUGCAUCAGUCGGAACGAAACACGGUUAUUCACUCAUUCAAGCGCCAAGAGGCUCCCAUUCUUGUGGCGACUGAUGUUGCUUGUGAGUGCUUUUGCUACUUAACAACAUAG
Molecule: messenger RNA, 756 nt
Organism: Dibothriocephalus latus
Lineage: Eukaryota; Metazoa; Platyhelminthes; Cestoda; Diphyllobothriidea; Diphyllobothriidae
Source: the annotation of a GenBank genome assembly